AUGGAAGUCCUCGAGGAUUGGGAGGUCCAGUAUGGCCCUCACAGAUUUGGUUACAAGGACCUAUUCAUUGCUACAAAGGGUUUCAAAGACAGAGAACUCCUUGGGCGGGGAGGUUUUGGUAGAGUAUACCGAGGUGUGCUUCCAACAUCAAACAUACAGGUUGCAGUUAAACGGGUUGCUCAUGAUUCAAGGCAAGGAUUGAGGGAAUUUGUGGCAGAAAUUGCUACCAUGGGCCGCCAACAGCACCCAAACCUAGUCCGCCUUCUUGGCUACUGCCGGCGUAAACAAGAACUCCUUCUGGUUUACGAUUACAUGCCCAAUGGAAGUCUUGACAGGUUUCUUUAUGGCCAGCUCAAGGGGACCCUAAAUUGGAUGCAAAGGUUUAAGAUCAUCAAAGACAUAGCGUCAGGCGUCUUCUAUUUGCACCAACAAUGGGUACAAGUUAUCAUUAAAUUUUAG
This is a messenger RNA of Rhododendron vialii, 459 nucleotides long. Its product is annotated as L-type lectin-domain containing receptor kinase V.9-like. Gene Ontology annotation, cellular component: plasma membrane. Gene Ontology annotation, biological process: protein phosphorylation. The transcript has a single exon. Gene Ontology annotation, molecular function: ATP binding; protein kinase activity. The record is from RefSeq and is a predicted model, not a curated record. The coding region runs from base 1 to 459 and encodes 152 amino acids. Lineage: Eukaryota; Viridiplantae; Streptophyta; Magnoliopsida; Ericales; Ericaceae.